Ostertagia ostertagi is the source of this 360-nucleotide messenger RNA. Lineage: Eukaryota; Metazoa; Nematoda; Chromadorea; Rhabditida; Trichostrongylidae. The record is from the annotation of a GenBank genome assembly.
UGUACUUUCCUCUGCCUACUACUAGCCCUUGCGCUUUCAUCGGCUGCGCUUCCAACAUCUACACCUGAAACGAAAAUUCCAUCUCCAGCUCGGACUGACAUAGCCCAGCGGCUAAGCCCGCCAAUGAGAUCGCUGAAUUACACGAAACUUCCUCCGAAUUGCAGCGAGUCUGGAACCACCGGUACCAAAGAAUCGGUCAUCACAGACUCGGAUGUGGAUGCUAAUGAUAAACUCCCACCCAUGGAUCCAGAGAAAGGAUCGUUCUGUGUUCUCGGUGGAGGUUACCCAUACUACGGCUACGGCUAUUAUAACCCCUACAGUUAUUAUUAUAGACCAUGGUUCGGAUUUGGUUUCUUUGGU